Molecule: messenger RNA, 2059 nt
Organism: Sesamum indicum (sesame)
Lineage: Eukaryota; Viridiplantae; Streptophyta; Magnoliopsida; Lamiales; Pedaliaceae
Product: sequence-specific DNA binding transcription factor
Source: RefSeq, a predicted model, not a curated record
GUUUUGCACAAUCCCGUGGAUUCUCUCUCACUCUCUCUCUGUCUCUCUCUCCCUCCCCACAACGCUAGCUAAGGGGAAAUUGCAAAACCAUGGGCAUUAGGUAGUUUUUUGUGCUGUCUGUCAGCUAUGAGAAAACCAAGAACUCCCCAACACCUAAAACCAGCUGCCUUUAAGAUGAAUAUAAAAACCAGCAGCUUUAUCAUCCCAAUUCACUGUAUAAACUCCCCACAAUUUCCUUUCUGCCCACCCUACGCCCUUCACAUUUCGAUCAAAAUACAGUUUUCCCUUUUUCUUUUUUGGGUUUUCCUAUUGCUAUUCUUGUCUGUUUGUUUUUUUGCUUCAAAGAGUUUCACCUUUUUGUUGCAUUCUUCUGCAUGUGGAUCAAAGGUUGACAGCUUCUGGUUUUCAAUCAAGAAUCUUUCUAACGCCCUGCUGAUUGCGCCGCUUCUUUUCUCUUUUUCCUGAUAGCAUCUUGCGAUAAUUUUCUUGUCUUGGGAAGAAUUCAAGAUUGUCUUGUUGCUUGAAAUUUUGAGGUUGUAUGGAGCCUAAUGGGAUUUAUCCUAGUAUGCAACCUGGGAUGUUGGGGCUGGAAAUGUCACUCCGCCACCCCGUACCAGCACAGAACCCACAAAACUCUCAGCACAUACAACAGCAGCAGCAGCAAAACUCACCACAUCCCGUGGUGGGCUAUGGCCGUCAUGACGGUGAUUGUUAUCCACAAACCCAGCAACAAGGCUACCCUUUUGCUGCAAAGUCCAAGAACCAGAGUCUGACACUAAGUGAUGAUGAUGAGCCUGGGGUUACUGCUGAGACCAGUGCUGAUGAUGGGAAGAGGAAAAUGUCUCCAUGGCAGAGAAUGAAAUGGACUGACAAUAUGAUAAGGUUGUUGAUCAUGGUGGUGUACUAUGUUGGUGAUGAGGUUGUGUCUGAAGGGAAUGAUCCUGCCAGCAAAAAGAAAGGUGGUGGUGGGGCUUUGCAGAAGAAGGGGAAGUGGAAAUCGGUGUCUAAGGUUAUGACAGAGAAGGGAUUUAAUGUGUCUCCACAGCAGUGUGAGGACAAAUUCAAUGAUUUAAACAAGAGGUAUAAGAGGGUUAAUGACAUUCUUGGAAAGGGAACUGCGUGCCGUGUGGUGGAGAACCCGAGCCUGCUGGAUACAAUGGAUCAUUUGUCACCAAAGAUGAAGGAAGAAGUGAGGAAAUUGCUCAAUUCCAAGCACUUGUUUUUCAGGGAAAUGUGUGCUUAUCACAAUAGUUGUGGUCAUGGUAGUGGUGCUAGUGUGAGUGGAGUUGGCGGAGUUGACCAUUCGCCACCGGAAGCUGCAGCAGAGCCGUCUCAAUCUCAGCUGCAAUCGCGGCAGCAGAGGUGUUUACACUCAACCGGAAACGCCCCAUUUCCCACAAACUUAAAUGGAGGGGAGAAUGAGGCAUCUAAAUUGGCAAAGAUGAUGAGCGAUGAGGAUGAUGAGGAUGAAGAUGAUGAUGAGGAGGAGGAUGAGAGUGGAGUAGGAUCAGAAAGUCACGAAACUGACGAAAGAUCAUUGAGGAAGAGAAAGGGCACGAGCCAUUCGCCGUUAAUCCAACAAUUGGAUGCUGAACUAGUGAACAUGUUGCAGGAUAGAAGAAAGAGCUCCUUUGAGAAGAGGCAGUGGAUGAAAACCAAACUGACGCAAUUGGAUGAGGACCGUGUCGGCAUCCAGUAUCAAGGCCUUGAGCUUGAAAAACAGCGGCUGAAGUGGUUAAAAUUCAGCACCAAGAAGGAGAGGGAAAUGGAGAGGGAGAAGCUCAUGAACGAAAGACUGAAGUUGGAAAACGAGAGAAUGGUUCUCCUCAUCCGCCAACAAGAGCUUGAUUUGCUCGGCCAUGAUCAUCAACAAUAGCAGCAACAACAUUCCUCCAACAAGAAGAGUGAUCAUCUCCCAUUUCUGGGAUUAUACAAUAGAUUAGUCCAGACAAGAAUAGGAUGUUUGUUCCUCGUUCUUGCAAAUUUUGCUUAAAGGAUCUAGUGUUCUAAAGUUAAUUGCAAGAGAUUUAGCUGAUGUAUUAAGCUUGUGUCUUGUUCA